UUCCAUCUUCCUAUAUCUUCUUUCUCUACACACUACUCCUCAGCGUGUCGGCGUAGCCUGGACGUCAUCGACGCCAUGGCCACUCCAACGGCUAUCCGCGCAUACCUUACUCAACGCUACCCAGAUCCACCACCAGACCAGACAUGGGUCAACAACUGUUACACCGCCCUCCUUGAAGCCGGAUUUUCCGCUGAUGCCGCUUCCGUCGAGCACCAAUAUCUCUGUUCCGAUCUGGGCGCGUCUACCACACCUUCCCUCGCUCUGCCGACUCCCGAGGACGUAGAGCGUCACACAACAACCAUCUCCGGCCCACUCAUGGUCCAGAUCCACAGCAUGAUGGACAUCGGUGUCUCAGCAGUGAACCUGCAGCGGACUAUGGAAGAGCGCAGGGAGAUGCUGUCGGGAGCGACGCGCAUCCGGCGCAUGGACAGCGACGAGGAGGUUGAGGAUGGCAAGGUGCCUGCAUAUCAGCGCAGCAUGCUCUCCCUCGAGGUGAGCGAUGGGCGCACGGCCAUUCGCGCAAUCGAGUAUCGCCGUAUCGAGGGGCUGUCCCUCGCUGAUACCCCGUUGGGCACGAAGCUCAUGUUGCGAAACGUCCGUUGUCUGCGAGGCAAGUUGCAUCUCACGCCUGACAACUGCAAAAUCCUAGGCGGCGAGAUCGAGGCUUUCCAAGUUGAGGGGCCAGAGAAGUUCGCCGCUGCACUUGAGGCACGCAUUGAAAAUGCGCGCAAUUACACGCCUGCAGCUGCGCCGCGUCCCGUCCGACCACGCCGCACGUUGCCGGUGCGCACAGCGCGCUCCGCCACCGUUGCAGCUCCGCGGCCCCCACGUGCCGCGCCACCCCGCCGCGCCGCCACUGAUGGGGCUGCUGCCCGGCGCGCGGCGCUUGCUGAUCCGCAGAGCGACGCGUCGAUCGAAGACGACAGUUUCGACAUUGACGAGGCGUUCCUCCGAGACAUUGAAGCGGUCGAGGCGGCUGCGCAGAGCCAGCAGAGAUCACAGCAGCGGUCACAGCCACCGCGACAUUCUCAGCGACGUCCCCAGCACGACGUCGAGAUAAUAGAGAUAUCCGACUCGGAUUAGAUACCAUCGACAAAAUUCUGCGAUCAGUUAGUUGUGUUGCAUGCAUGUGUCCACCACUGUCUCCUG
Molecule: messenger RNA, 1149 nt
Organism: Cutaneotrichosporon oleaginosum
Lineage: Eukaryota; Fungi; Basidiomycota; Tremellomycetes; Trichosporonales; Trichosporonaceae
Biological process (GO): resolution of meiotic recombination intermediates; double-strand break repair via homologous recombination
Cellular component (GO): nuclear body; RecQ family helicase-topoisomerase III complex
Source: RefSeq, a predicted model, not a curated record